This is a messenger RNA of Coregonus clupeaformis (lake whitefish), 1505 nucleotides long. RefSeq names its product beta-1,3-galactosyl-O-glycosyl-glycoprotein beta-1,6-N-acetylglucosaminyltransferase 3-like. The record is from RefSeq and is a predicted model, not a curated record. The transcript has 2 exons. Gene Ontology annotation, cellular component: membrane. NCBI's taxonomy places the organism in Eukaryota, Metazoa, Chordata, Actinopteri, Salmoniformes, Salmonidae. Bases 1 to 1449 code for a protein of 482 amino acids. Gene Ontology annotation, molecular function: acetylglucosaminyltransferase activity.
AUGUCAAUAAGGCACCUUAGGGGGUUUGUGAUAUAUGGCCAAUAUACCACGGCUACGGGCUGUGUCAAUGAGCUCAGUAAAACUCAGACCCUGGUCACGGCCCUGACCACCGUGGGCACGCUGCCUGCCCUCAGGGACAUUUACACCCCUCAGUGUCGAAGGAAGGCCAGGAAGAUCAUUAGGUACCUCAGCCACGGAGCGUUCACUCUGCUACUGUCUGACGCCCAACGGGCUCUGACAGGAGUCCUCUCCCCGCUCUGGACCUCCUGCCCCUGGGCUACGCUGCCGACCUGCCGGCCUGCUCAGCCAUCAUCCAGGGGAGACCUGGAGGGUCUGGAGAGGGAGCAGCUCAGCCUCCUGCUGAAGACCAAGAAGAAGCAGCAGCCGUUGUCAGAGGCGUUCUACCACAAUGUGACUCAGGACUGUCAGAGGUACGUUACAGAAAGAGGGUUUAUCACCCUUCCUCUCAGCCAGGAGGAGAAGGAGUUCCCCAUCGCCUACUCCAUGGUCGUCCACAAGAGGAUCGAGAUGUUUGAGCGGCUCCUGCGUGCUGUGUACACUCCUCAGAACGUGUACUGCGUCCACAUCGACCAGAAGUCAUCUGAGGACUUCAGGACGGCAGUGAGGGCUAUCGCGUCCUGUCUGCCUAAUGUGUUUGUGGCCAGUAAGUUAGAGAGUGUGGUCUACGCCUCCUGGUCCAGAGUGCAGGCUGAUCUGAACUGUAUGGAGGAUCUCCUGAAGUCACCUGUCCAGUGGAGGUACCUGAUCAACACCUGUGGAUCAGACUUCCCCAUUAAGACCAACGCUGAGAUGGUUCAGGCCCUCAAGCUGCAGAACGGGAGAAACAGCAUGGAGUCAGAGACCACCAACGACUAUAAAAACAGCAGAUGGCAGUUCCAGCACAAAAUCACCAGCAACAUGGUGGUCAAGACGAACGUUAGAAAGAGCCCUCCUCCAAUCAGCACCCCCAUGUUCUCUGGCAACGCCUACUUCCUGGUCUCCAGGGCCUUUGUCCGUCACGUGAUGGAGUCUCAGGAGGUCCGGGCGCUGUUGGAGUGGGAGAAGGACACCUACAGUCCCGAUGAACACCUGUGGGCCACCCUGCAGCGCAUGCCCUCUGUGCCAGGAUCUAACCCUUCCCACAUCAAGUACCAUGAAUCAGACAUGAACGCCAUUGCUCGCAUCGUGAAGUGGGAUUCCCUGGAAGGAGAUGUGAGGAAAGGAGCCCCAUAUCCACCCUGCUCGGGUGUCUCCAGGAGGGCCAUUUGUGUCUACGGGGCUGGAGAUCUCCGGUGGCUCCUACAGCAUCACCACCUCAUCGCUAACAAGUUUGACCCUGAGGUGGAUGACGUGGCUAUCAGGUGCCUGGAGUCGUACCUGCGCUUUAAAGCUACAUACCGUGUAUCACGAAGGACAGCGGAAUCUGAGAGUCUCUUACAAAAACGAUGAAAUGUUAAAAGUCGUAAAUACGUUCAUGUGUAUUUCUUUAAAUAUGUUUUGAAAUG